Molecule: messenger RNA, 945 nt
Organism: Effrenium voratum
Lineage: Eukaryota; Dinophyceae; Suessiales; Symbiodiniaceae
Source: the annotation of a GenBank genome assembly
AUGCUCUGCUGGGCCGAGAUGUCCAAGGAGGUGGACAACGCGGCGGCCGCCGCACAGCUGCUGGAGGAGGAGGUCCGCGGCGGCAUGGCGCGCCGCUCGGGCCGCCGCCUGCGGCCCACUUCUCCUGAGAACAUGCUGAGGUUGGACGACGGCAACUCGUCGCAGCUCCAUGCCUUGGACGACUUGCGGGUCGAGAAGCGCCUACCGACUCGCGGUGCCAAGAAGGACUGGAACCGGAACUCCUCGCGGGUGGCGGAGGUGUUCUCGGCCCAGGAGCAGCCCGAUCGCGCUGCCGGUGCAAAGUCCGAGCUGUGGGCGCCUUGGCUUCUGCACUACGAGAAGGAGCUGCACGAGCAGCGGGAGCGCCUUCAGAAGUGCAGAGAAGGCGAGCGCCCGGCGGUGCCACCACUGCCGUUCCUGGGACGGCUUCAUCUGACCGGAGGUAGCGUGAACGAUGUGACCAUGCGCCGUGGCAGGUCGCAGGAGCCUUCCUGCGGCGCGGGGAAGCCCACGAGCAAGCCAGAGGGCCCAGGGCCUCCCUUCUGGCUAGGAGGCGGGCAAGGCGUGACCCCCGAGUCCACGAGCCAAGCGCAGUUCAGGUCUGCCAGCGCGCGCAGAGUGCCCAAAGCAAAGGCCUCGCGCCGGGAGGCAAGCCACGAAGAACGCGAGUCGCGAGGCGAGCCGAGGUUGGGCUCCAAGCCAAAGACCGCGCAGGCGGUGGCGUCCCCCAGCCGCUUUGGCGACAAUCCCCGGUCACUACAGGAGCAGGUGGCGCAGGAGUCUUUCCUACAUCCCUCGGUCGCCGCGGGGAAGCCCACGAGCUUCGACCACCAGCGGGCGCUAUGUGGGCACGGCGCCACAUGGACUCACGAAAAGGUCUCAGGGUCCCGGUCAAGUGCAUUCCCGCGGUCCCUGUCACCACCAAGCUCCUUCUCCGCGAAGUGA